Fimicolochytrium jonesii is the source of this 240-nucleotide messenger RNA. RefSeq lists its product as uncharacterized. Bases 1 to 240 code for a protein of 79 amino acids. The transcript is spliced from 2 exons. NCBI's taxonomy places the organism in Eukaryota, Fungi, Chytridiomycota, Chytridiomycetes, Spizellomycetales, Powellomycetaceae. The record is from RefSeq and is a predicted model, not a curated record.
AUGACCGGCCAAAGCAGAAGGCCGCAAAAACCAGUGGAUGUCCACGCACUGGGUCGGAAGUUGAUACUAUUCGCAACUACAUUGGUCGUCCUCGAUACGACUGCUCUCUUGCUGCAGAUGUUGCCGGUUCUGGGUUAUUUGGGGAACACCGGAGACGAAUUGGCCCUGCUCACCGGGUCAGCAGUAUGCAUCCAUUUCGUGGUCGCCGUCUUUGUUAUGGACGACGCGCCCAUACCAUAA